Molecule: messenger RNA, 526 nt
Organism: Talpa occidentalis (Iberian mole)
Lineage: Eukaryota; Metazoa; Chordata; Mammalia; Eulipotyphla; Talpidae
Gene: NDUFB3
Product: NADH:ubiquinone oxidoreductase subunit B3
Exons: 3
Coding region: 78-380 (100 amino acids)
Biological process (GO): mitochondrial respiratory chain complex I assembly; electron transport chain
Cellular component (GO): mitochondrion
Source: RefSeq, a predicted model, not a curated record
GACAACUUCCGUUUCCUGUUGGCUCCGGCUGGAGGGGUGAAUAUUGAAUGUCCUGAGAGGUCAGAUUGCCGUCAGACAUGGCCCAUGGACAUGAACAUGGACAUGGCCAUGGCCAUGGUAAAAUGGAACUUCCAGACUAUAAACAAUGGAAGAUAGAAGGAACACCUUUAGAAAUUGUCCAGGAGAAGCUGGCUGCACAAGGACUAAGGGAUCCAUGGGGCCGCAAUGAAGCUUGGAGAUUCAUGGGUGGCUUUGCAAACAAUGUUUCCUUUGUUGGUGCAUUAUUAAAAGGAUUCAAAUGGGGAUUUGCUGCAUUUGUGGUAGCUGUGGGAGCUGAAUAUUACCUGGAGUCCCAGAAUAAAGAAAAUCACCACAAAUAAAACAGAAGUAACUUAGUGGCUUCUUAAUGCAUAAAAACAAGAUUUCUUAACUGUAGCCUACUGAUGUGUGUUAGUCCCUUAAAGAAUACUAGUAAGAUUUAAUAAAGUAAGAAAAGGAGCCAGUUGGUUUUUGUCUUUCUUUUCUU